AUGGCAUCGCUUGACACGAAGAGUCUCGCGCAAGCUAUAUGCCACGAGAAUGAGUUGGCGGUCGAGAAGAGUGCCUUGAUUGAAGGGCGCGAUGUGGUGUUAUUCGUGGGCUGCUGUGGCAGUGGCAAGACCACUGUGGCAUCCUAUGUGCAGGGGACCAAAUUCAAGUACAGCCGAGGAAAGCUGGAGGAAGAAACCAAGCUGGAGGGCUUUGCCAUCGGCGAUCAACGCGCCGACGUAACCCAGGGAUUGGCCUUUGCCGAGGUGCCCGAGACCGAGGGCUUGUGGCUUGCAGACUCGGCUGGCACUGGAGCGACCAGUGGAGUACAUGCUGAGGUGUUUGGAGCUCUGAACCGCUCUGCAGUGCUGCAGAAAGCCCGCUCUGUGCGCUUGGUGCUGGUAAUCAAGGAAGGUCGCUUUGAUGUCGGGAACGAGCGUGGCCGGCUGGUUGUCAAAGACAUUGAGCACGUGGCAUCAAUGUUUGUGGAUCUCAGCGUAAAUGAUAACUUGAAGUCGGUGGGCGUUAUCGUGACAAGUGACCCGAGAGGGCUCCAAGCGGAUGGAGUGGCUGCUGACAUCGUGAGUUCCAUGAACGACUCCCUGAAACAACUGCAUGGCCAAGCUGUUGUGGACGAUGGUUUUGUCAUCGUGGGCGACUCCAGCAAGGCCAGUGGCAUGAGGACAUCGUCUGCGGGUAAAUGGCUGAUGCAUCAUAUUUGUGAGAAUUGCAAUCGAGCAGCCCAGACUGUCGAAGAGAUGGAUGGCACGGAUGACGAAGCAAUUCUUAGGGGACUCUGUUCAGCAAGGAUCGCCGUGUUCCCGUUCAACAUGCUUCGAGAGGGUCAUCGGUUCUACUUGAAGAUGUGGCUGCGGGGGCUGAAACCUGUGGAGCAACCGGCUACCUCACUCACAUCUGCAUUGCCAGCUGAAGCACGGGCGUUGCUGGAGUCUCACGUCUCCGAUAGCUUCAUCAAGUACAAGAAGCUCAUUGCAGACCACAGUGGGGUUUGGACACGCAAAGAGAUGCUUGUGCCGGAAAUCAUCGACGUCGUCAACCUGACGUUUGUUCUGGAGGAAUCCCGCCUGCUCCCUUCAGUUGAGAAAUUCAGGACGGAUUUGGGCAACCAGCUAUUGCAGGAGAAUCGAAAUGCGCUCGUGCAUCUCCUCGCGGCUGUCAGAGGCGGCGCCCCAGCCAAAGCGGCAGAUCCGUGGUCGGCGCUUCUCAGCAUGGACGGCUUCCGUCAGCAAUGCAGCCGAAUCACCUUGGAGGGGUGGACCAGCUCCACUGCCGCACUCGAAGAAUGCCUGGAUGCAGCCAAAGAGAGCUUUGCCAAGUAUCUCCCCGAUGGCUUUGCUUCGGCUCGCUGGGACUCGAACCUGGCAUUGCAGGUCAGUGGCAUUUUCGAAUGUGUGCGACAGCUACAGCCUGGGAGCAGCGACCUCUUGCGGAUGUGGGCACUUGCACUGCUUGAUCAUGUCAGAAGCCUGCAGUCGAAAUCGGCGGAGUGUGCCAGUGCGACUGGCACGGCUCAAGCCCUAGCACGUCUCGAGGAGCAUCGAGACUUUCUCCCCGACAUGGUGAUUCCGGCGCUUUGCAAGUAUGGGUGUGAGGCAUUGCAAGGUGAAGCCUUGCAUCAAAUCGUGCAAGAGUCGAAGGAUGCAGUGAGACAGCAGCUGCAGAGGCUGUCUGCCCAGGUGGUCGAGGAGACUCCUUCAGAUGGGAAGCCAGUGCUGUUGGAGAAGCUUCAGCAUCUUUGUCGGUCGGACGAGUUGAACCGGCUUCUCGAGGAUGAUUUGGAGCAGGCGUAUGUCGUGAAGCCCCUCUGCUCCAAGCUUGCUCCGCAACAGGAGGAGAUCGACAAUCUGGAGGAGCAGAUCAGGAACUCGGAGCCAGAGCAAUGGCGCAUAGCCUUGUUGGACCUUUCCCAACGAGUUGCUGCAACUGCCGACCUUGCCAAGAUGAUCUUGCACUCGAAGGACCUGAAGUGGACAGGCCUGCUGGAAGCAGUGAGUCAACACAUCACGAGCCAGAAAGCCGUAGCCAUCAGUGCAGUACCCAAGCUGGCCAGUCUAUCUGGGUGUGAGCGGCAGUGGGCUGUUGUCUCAAACAGUGGAUCCGGUACCGGCUAUGACAGUGAUGAGGGGGAGGUGGACAAGGAGUCCGGAGAUUUGCUGGAAGGAACGGUAGAGGAGCUGUGCGAACUUGUCGCAGUGGAUACACUCUUCCACCUGCUCGGACGUAGAAGUGAUACGGCGGCUUCUGCACUGGUUGCAGUUGGCUGGAGUUUGAAGCAGAGCUUGAAUCAAGCUUUGAAGCGUGCAAACAGAGCUCGUGACAAAUCCUGGGUUCCGUCCUCGUCGUUGAGCACCGCGACCUUGUUUGCCAUGCACUCACUUAACGGACUUGCAAAGGCGGCACAGACCACCAUCGGGCCUUUGAAAGAACUGCAGGAUGUCCCCGUUCACGGUUUGCCACAGGCCUUGGAAAAAUGCAUUUCUGAAGCCAGAGCCUUUGUGGACGGUUUCUUGCAGACAGAAAUGGGUGACUGGAAUGAUGCCACCACCGGAGCAAUGGGAUGGCCCGACCUUUUCAGUCGCCACGUUAAGAUGGCAAACAAGCUUCGGGGUCUUGCAACAAAGGACAUGCGAGAUGCGGCUCAGAAGCUGUAUCAGAAGGUGUACGAUUGGCACAAGCACCAGCUGUCAGAAGCACAGAGGGCCGUGUGUCCUGCAGAGACCUCUUCCGGGGAAGCAGGUACCGACGACUCGUGGCAGAUCUUCCUCAAACAUGGUGUGCGAGAAGGCCUCGCUUUCGAGCAGACGAGGCUUUGUCGCGAGCUGGAUUUCAAAGUGCAGUUUCGCCCUCUGGUUGCAAAGCAAGUUGAGAUGUGCCAGACAGAAGCAGCAUCGGCGCAGCCGACGGAAAGGCUGCGCGUCUGGCGGAAUAUGACCCAGCUUAUCCAGGAGCUGCAGCAGGUGCAAGGAGACGAUCCCCAGUUAUGCCGCUUCACAGAGAUACUCCUGGCCGCCAGAACGCCUUUGGACACUGAUCUUGGUGAUACCAGCUCCGACUUCGAGAAGGCACUCAACGAAAAACGAUAUGCGCGAGCUGCUGAACUCCUGUUGAAGGUUCAAAAGAGACAGCGGCAUGCAGAGAUCUUGCACCAACACAUUAAUGAUGAUUUUGCUAUCACCAUGAAACUCCUCGACUCUGACCAUGAGGGCGAGGCAACUCGCGCAGGCCAAGAAGCCAGAAGACUGCUCCAGGAGGUGCAGCUUAUCGAAGAGGCCGAGACGAAGAAUACUGUGCAGAAGCGUACGGAAGAGCUCACAUCGAAGCUUGAGAGGAAGAUGAAUGAGGCUCAGCAGCAGCUGCAGCUCGCGCUAGAAGGACGUCGCCCUCCUUUGCCGGCACUUUCUGUUUGUGUUGCACUGAGCGGCAACAGCAAGAUGAAGACUGCAAUAGAGGCUGUGAACAAGUUCUGCGCGAACAAGAAGGACAUGUUCCUCCAGAUGAACACCUCCGAGCUGCUUUCAUGGAUGGCGAAGCAUGAUGGCGUGUGGAGGGCCAUGCCAGAUGAAAUGAGAAGGUGA
Symbiodinium sp. CCMP2592 is the source of this 3594-nucleotide messenger RNA. The record is from the annotation of a GenBank genome assembly. NCBI's taxonomy places the organism in Eukaryota, Dinophyceae, Suessiales, Symbiodiniaceae.